AUGGGGAAUGCUUAUUUCAGCCAACGAGCAGUUACAACUGCAUUAUGGUGCAACUUUCUUGUCUUCUCUCUGAAGUUUGGAGUGUGGCUUGCAACUUCUAGCCAUGUUAUGUUAGCUGAGAUGGUGCACUCAGUUGCAGAUUUUGCAAACCAGGUAUAACUGACUCCUGUUGUGCUACGGGCCCUUCUUGCUCAUGGUUUGAAUAGCUUGGGGCGUGCUCCAGAUGCUCUGCACCUUUAUGGUUAUUCAAAGGAAAGAUUUGUCUGGUCAUUGAUAUCUGCUGUCGGCAUCUUUUGCCUGGGUUAUGGUGCAACCAUUGUGCAUGGAUUUCAGAAUUUGUGUAGCUCUCAUAUAUUUCAUCCUCCUGAAAAUAUUCAUUAUGCUGCUUUAGUGAUUGGUGAUCAUUCCUGCUUGAAGAAUAUAAUUUUGAUGACUUUUCCAGGUGCUUCUCUGCUUGUUGCCAUUAAUGCUGUCAAGAAAGGUGUGGUUGCAGAAGGAAUGGAAAUAUGGGACCAUAUUUGGCGUGGUCAUGAACCAACAUCAGUUGCUGUUAUGACAGAGGAUGGUGCUGCAGUAACAGGUCUGGCCAUUGCUGCAGCUUCAUUGGUGGCUGUUAACACAUCAGGAAAUGCAAUUUAUGACUCAAUUGGUUCCAUGAUAUUGGUUAUUUACUUGGAAAGGAAAAUUGCUAUUGUGAAGGCGAAGGUUUUACGUCUCGACAAGAUAGGGGGUGUCCCAGCUGUCCCAUCCCGUUUCUGUGAAAAAAUGAGAUGA
This is a messenger RNA of Elaeis guineensis (African oil palm), 774 nucleotides long. The record is from RefSeq and is a predicted model, not a curated record. NCBI's taxonomy places the organism in Eukaryota, Viridiplantae, Streptophyta, Magnoliopsida, Arecales, Arecaceae.